AUCAACAUUUUAACGUCGAACGAGGCGGUUGUGCGAGCGGUCAAGACGGUUUUGCGAGCGCGAAAAUAAUUCGUAAAUUUCGUUGCGUGUGUGUGGUGCGGUCUUUGAAUUGUUAACAAAUAAAACGCGCAUUGUAUUAAAUUUGUUGCCUGCAUUUUGUAAGCGCACAAUUGCCCCUGGUUUUAGUCUUGUGGCGGCGGUUCAUGCACAUGAAAAUAUGGCAAUGUUACAACAACAAUGUUCAAUAGCAACAACAAUAACGACAGCAGCAGCAGCAACAAUCAAUUUGUUAACGACGCAUAGCGGCAGGCAGCAAAUUAAACCAAGGGAUAUGCCACAAACAAUAGCAACAGCAACAAAAACAACAAAGCGCAUUAGAAGCAUUACUAAAUAAACGCCGCAAAAAGCGCAAAAGCGAAAGACAACAACAAUUAAGUAACACAACUGCGAAACUCUUACGAAACGUGCAUAACGUAUUGCAACAUACAAUACACCAAUACAUAUAUAUAUAUAUAUUCCAAUUGGGAAAAAUACGGCGAAAAAUUUCUAAGAAAAGGCGCUGCGCCUGCGUAAAUAUAAGAAAAAAAAAAAUACUAGUGUGUAAAAGAGAAAAUAGUAAAUAAUUCAGUUUUAUUUUUUUACUGUGAGUGCUGAAAGUGAAAAGAACGCAACAAAUACUAAAAAUAGAGAGUAACAAAACAACAACAACAACAACAACAAAAUGGAGCAAAUUACGCAUUACUUUGAGCACAUGGAUUACGUGUCCUUUGGCGUUAUAGCCUUGCCCUGCAUUGUUAUAGCCAUCUAUGGAUUUCUGCAAAUGGCGAGUGGAUUCAGAUACAGAUACAGCCAGGCCAAAAAUGACAAUAUGCAACGUUUUAAUAACAACGCCAGCAACAACAACAACAACAACAGCAGCAGCAAUCAUAAUCAAAGCAAUUGCACUAAUGGCGGCAAUCAUCACAACAACAACAAUAGCAACAACAAUAAACGCUGCACACAAAAAUAUGUUGGCUACAACUUAGCAACUGCUGCUGCUGCUGCAACGACAGCAACCAGCAUUGCUAACAGUUAUCAGCAGCAGCAGCAACAGCAGCAGCAGCAGCCACAACACAAUAGCAACAACAGCAACAACAGCAACAACAACAACAACAAGCCACAUGCUAUGCGCAAAAUGCGCUACAACAAUCACAACAACAACAACAACAACAACAACAACAAUAAGCGUCAGGAUAAUUACAGCCUGCAAAAACGAGAUCACGCCUGGUUGGAUCACAAGUUUGGACACCACUUGGUCACUUCUUCAUGCAUCGAAGAGAAAUUCUUGGGCCAGCAACAUAAUCCAAGGCAUAGGAACAGCACCAGCAGCGAGGCAACCAGCGAGGAUCUAAUCUCAGGCGAUGAGCAGCAGCUGGGCAAAGGCAAAAAGACACAAAACGGCAGCAGCAGCUGCAACAGCAACAGCAGCAACAACAAAGCGCGUGGCAAGCGUCAGUCGAAGGCGCAGCCCGCGAAGCAGACACAAGAGUCAAGCAACAGCAACAACAACAGAUACAACAACAGCAACAACAAAUGCAAGCAGGUCAAAGCGAAGCCAAGCAAAUGCAACAGCAACAGCAGCAACAACAACAACAACAAGUGUGUAAGCAGCAGCAACAGCAAAACUGUUGUCAACUAUGCUGAGAGCAAUUCAAGCAGCUCAUCCGGCUUGAGCUCUCCAGGCAGCUCGCCACACAGCAGCAACAGCAACAGCAGCAACAGCAGCAACAUAUCUGUGGUCAACUGGCGUGAGGAGUGUCUGCUGCAUAAAUCGCUGCGCCAGCAGCAGCAGCAACAACAACAGCAACAGCAGCAGCAGCAACAGCGUUUGCGCCUGCAACAGCAGCUGCCGCCGCUGCGGCAAUACGAGCUGCUGGACAUGGACGAUCUGAUGCUGCUGCAGCAGCUGCAGCGCUAUUUGAUCGAUCAGCAUCUGCUGCGCGUCUACGGAUUUCCCGUGGAGAGCGUUGCACACGAGGGCGCCAUUGAGAUAUUCAAAUGCCUGCCGCCCAUGAGCUUUGCCGCCGCCCAUGUGCUGGCCGUGGCGGAGACGCCGGCGCUGACAGUGAUCAACUGCCAUGAUGGGCUCAACAGCAGCUACGACGACAGCAGCAGCAGCAGCAGCAGCACCCAGGAGCAGCAGUGCGAUGCGGAAGCGGAAGCGGCAGCCACAUCAACCGACUCCGGCAACAUAUCGCCGCGCUCGCUGGACUCGGAGUCGAGCGGCGAGUGGAGCGGCAGCGAGUGCGAAGCAGCGGCGCCCAGUCUGGCGCUCUACUGCAGCUUCGAGGAUGCGCAGCCGGCGCUGGAGCGCAGCCUGGCCAAGCAGUGCGUGCGCUGCAAGCGCGACUUUCUGGUGGACGAGCUGAGCGGCCAGUACUUGUCGCAGGAGGAGUGCAGCUACCACUGGGGCAAGUACCAUCGCUGCUACGAGAACAGCAGCUGGUACAGCCGCUGGACCUGCUGCGAUGCGCGCGACCAGCAGGCGCCGGGCUGCAGCCACAACGAGCUGCAUGUGUGGACGGGCAGCGUCGUCGGCGUCAAUGGGCCGUAUCACGAUUUUGUGCGCACGCGUCAGCGCCAGCGCCAGCAGCCGCAGCGAGCGACGGCCUACGCGCUGGACUGCGAAAUGAGCUACACGGGUCGUGGUCUGGACGUGACCAAAGUGUCGCUCGUCUCGCUCAAUGGCCAGCUGGUCUACGAACACUUUGUGCGCCCCGAUGCGGAUAUUGUUGACUACAAUACGCGCUACUCGGGCGUCACUGCCAAGGAUCUCAAGGCGGGCGGCGGCGGCGGCGGCGGCGUCGUCAAGACACUCGCCGAGGUGCAGCGCGAUCUGCUGCAGCUCAUCGAUGCCGACACCAUUCUGAUUGGCCACGGGCUCGACAACGAUCUGCGUGCGCUGCGCCUGGUGCACAACACACUCAUCGACACGUCUAUAACGUUUCCGCACUCCAGCGGCUUUCCCUAUCGCCGUGCGCUGCGCCACUUGACCAAGACGCAUCUGAAUCGCGAGAUACAGACGGGAGAUGGCGCCACUGGGCACAGCAGCUUCGAGGAUUCGCGCGCCUGCAUGGAGCUCAUACUCUGGCGACUGCGACGCGAGCUGGAGAGCCACCCACUCCCCACCCACAACCAGGACGCUGCUCAGUAAACGUUUCGACGUUUGCGCUUUUAUUUUUAUGUGGGCAGAACGAACCUGGAGACAAGCACUUCUUCUCUCUCUCACUCUCACACACUCACACACUCUCGCACUCGCACGCACUGCUGCUGUAUUUAAUCUCAAGCAAUGCCAUAUCUACGAUAUAUCGAUAUAUCGAUAUAUGGCUAGCCCCCAUCCCCAACAAGAAGUAAUGACAAAUGACACGAGACGACGACGACGAAGAAGAAGAAGAAGCGCUCCUCAGGAAUGGAGACACAAGCAAAGAAUGAUAUGAACACGAAAUGCAAUUAGAAGAAGACGAAGAAGAAGAAGAAGCAAAAGUAUAUACACACAUAUAUACAUAUAUCUAUAUACAUAUAUAAUCAUAUAUGUGUGUCGUUUAUAGAGCGUAACUUAUCUAUAGAGCUAUAUGAUAUGUUAAUAUAUGAUACAUGUG
Messenger RNA from Drosophila busckii, 3638 nucleotides. It is a transcript of the gene prage, whose product is annotated as myb-like protein AA. Gene Ontology annotation, cellular component: nucleus. The record is from RefSeq and is a predicted model, not a curated record. Gene Ontology annotation, molecular function: nucleic acid binding; exonuclease activity. The coding region runs from base 722 to 3193 and encodes 823 amino acids. The transcript has 4 exons. Lineage: Eukaryota; Metazoa; Arthropoda; Insecta; Diptera; Drosophilidae.